Messenger RNA from Mesorhabditis belari, 369 nucleotides. NCBI's taxonomy places the organism in Eukaryota, Metazoa, Nematoda, Chromadorea, Rhabditida, Rhabditidae. The record is from the annotation of a GenBank genome assembly.
AUGUCGUUUCACAAAAAGCACAAAUAUUCAUGGGAAAUCUUUCGUCUCAUCUCAAUCUUCUUCACCCUAAUGAUUAUUUUCCUUCUUGUGAAUCAAGCUCAACUCCAAAAAUGGUCACUUGUUUCCAUGAAUGACACAUUGGAUAUCAGUGAGGAGCUCUCUUUGCAAAUUUAUGACAUCGAAUGCUAUACACUCAAUGCGCUUUCUUUCCCAAGCUACAUCGCAAUCACGGUGGCGGCUUUUAACGCAGGCAAAAACGAUCGCCUCACCUUGCCGAUUCGAGUCUUGGCCGUUUUCGAGCACAUAUUCAAGUUUAUUUCGACUCUUUUAAUGAGUGGAGCACUUUUUGUGAAGAAAACACCGAUCAAG